CUCGUCUGCUGCCGUCCAAAUAAAGUAACCGGUCGAUAAACGAGGAUUGUUGCUGAAAACAUUUAGUAACUUUUAGCAAUUUGUAUAGACAUGUUUUUUCCACUUUGUCGAAACUUUUCUCGAUCGCUUCGUGGUCAUCCGGAGGAACUGUUAGAAUUUAGUAAUCUUAGUAGGUAUCGCCACCUCAGUUCCGUUCCAUUUCAUCGCCUAACGCUUCUUGAAAACUACAAACGAAGACCACUGCUGUUGUCAGUUUCAUAUACUUUCAACAACCCAGGAUAUUCCUGCAAACUAAGAAGAUCCUUCACUCAACAGAAUUUUCAGUCAGAUGCAAAGGCAGAUGGUGCUAAAAAAGGCUCCAGCAAAGUUAAGUUGUUGAUUGUGGGAUUUGGCCUAGGAGCUCUAAUUGGCCUUGGGUAUGUCUAUAACAAAAAUGUGAGAAACAAGUUAGUUCCUAUUGCAAAUUUAGACUCAGACAAUAGCCUCUUGUUCUCUGAACCUCCACCCAUAGAUUUCAUUGCCAAGACGGUUAUAGGCUCUAGAGAUACCAAGAAUUUGCAGCUAACAUUGUUUCAAUAUGAACCAUGCCCUUUCUGCAAGAAAGUGCGGGCCUUCCUGGAUUAUACCGGUCUAUCUUACGAUGUUGUUGAAGUAAAUCCAGUUACAAAAAAACAACUUAGCUGGUCUGCAUAUAAAAAAGUACCAAUUGUUAUAGUUAAAGGAGAAGAAGGCUACCAGCAACUCAAUGACAGCAGUAUGAUCAUAUCAUCUUUAGCCUCCUAUUUGGAAGAUGACCUACAAGACCUUCAGAAAAUUGUCAAAUACUAUCCUCAAGUUGACUUUCAAGACGCUGACGGAAAAAAAGGUUCAGAAAUAAUGAAUCGGUACUUCUUGAUGUUUGGUGAAAAGGAACCGGCUGGACGCAGCAAGGAGAGCAUUGUGGAAGAACGUCGUUGGCGUAAAUGGAGCGAUGAUGUCCUGAUGCACACGCUAUCGCCGAAUAUCUAUCGAACUUGGGAAGAAGCCUUAGAAGCAUUCAAUAUGUUUUCUAAAAACGGUGACUGGGAGCACAUUUUUUCACCGUGGGAGAGGCAAAUGGUGAUAUACGUGGGUGCUGCCGUUAUGUAUGUCAUCGGCAAGCGCCUGAAAAAGCGCCAUAAUUUAAUGGAUGAUGCCCGCCAAUCCUUGUACAAUGAAGUCAACUAUUUUUUGACAGCUGUCAAUGCAAAAGGUACUCCCUUUCUUGGUGGGGAUGAGCCAAACCUUGCAGAUCUAGCAGUCUACGGAUGUAUCAGCAGCAUUGAUGGAACACGCACAUUUGAUGACCUCAUGCUGAAUACCAAACUAUCAACUUGGUAUGAAGCAAUUUUCCGUAUUAUAGAUAGUCGCCGAGGGAAAAUGUCAUUGUCGAAGUUGGCAAAUCACUGAGAACAACCUUUCUGUGUAGCCUUUUAGCAAAUAUAUUCACCGUUGUACAAAGAAGACAUACUUUCAGCAUAACCGGAAUGACAAACGCAGUCGUACGGAGAAUAUAUGUAUCAGCGUGCGAAAUGAAA
Molecule: messenger RNA, 1556 nt
Organism: Daphnia carinata
Lineage: Eukaryota; Metazoa; Arthropoda; Branchiopoda; Diplostraca; Daphniidae
Gene: Su(P)
Product: prostaglandin E synthase 2-like
Exons: 9
Coding region: 91-1428 (445 amino acids)
Cellular component (GO): mitochondrion
Molecular function (GO): prostaglandin-E synthase activity
Source: RefSeq, a predicted model, not a curated record